AUGAGAACUCUUGAUAAAAAUAAUAUAUUUGACAAUCGAUUACAUAUGUAUCAGCAAUCGAAUGAAUUUUCUACGUUUUCUAAUAAUUUACGUAAUUGGAAAUCAGUUUCAAAUAUAUACUCAAAGAAAAAACUAUUAUAUCUUGAUGAAAUAAAACCUUAUUUACAAAAAUAUUUUAUUAAUCAUAUGUCUAUUAUUCAUCAAUAUUGUAAAAAAAAUAAUUUUAUUAAUAAACAAACAUUUGAACGUAUUUUACGAAGUUCAGGUAUUGUAAUUAAUAAUUCUAAUCUUGAAUCUUUAUGGAAUUCAUGUCAACCAUCUACUAAAGGUAUUUCUUAUGAAAUAUUUCUUCAAAAUUUUGUUCCAUGUCAGUUAGAAAAUAAUCAAAACUCAAUCGGUUGUUCAAAAGAUAAUCUAUUAUCAUCAAAUCAAUGUCGAAUAUUAAAUUAUUCAAUACGUAUUAAUCAUAUAGUUAAAAAAUAUUGGCAAAAUUUGAAAGAUGAAUUUUUUUCUCUCGAUCGAUAUGGUCGACUAUUUAUUACUAUUGAUCAAGCCAUUAAUUUAAUGAAAAAAUAUUGUUUUCCUUUGAAUGAUAAUCAACAAUGUGAACUUGCUUUAUUAUUUUCACCAAAAGCUAAUGGACAAUUUAAUUAUUUUGAUUUUAUGCAACAUUUUUCUAAUCAAUUAUCAUUAAAAAAUCUUAAUCAAAAUAUUUUUUCUCGUUCAACAUAUGUUAUUCAAUCAAAACAAUCUUGGACAUAUUCACCAAUUACAAUUAAUUGUAUUCUUAAUCGAAUUCGUUCUCAAUGUGUACAGAAUUAUGGAAAUAUCUAUCGCGUGUUUAAAAUGAUCGAUAAAAAUCAUCAAGGAUAUUUAACUCAAAUUGCCUUUAAACAAUUACUUAAACAAUUUAAUAUUCAUCUUAAUGAAGAAGAAUUCUAUCAUGUUAUAUCUGAGAUAGAUAAAAAUCAAGAUGGACUUAUUUCUUAUGAUGAACUCUAUUAUGCAUUAAUUAAUGAUGCUUUAAUAAUUUGA
Molecule: messenger RNA, 1035 nt
Organism: Rotaria sordida
Lineage: Eukaryota; Metazoa; Rotifera; Eurotatoria; Philodinida; Philodinidae
Source: the annotation of a GenBank genome assembly